GGAAGAGGCAUAGUUAUCGAGUGAAUUAACCAUGAAGGCUGCACUAGUAGUCUUUGGUUUCCUCAGCAUUAUCUUCUCACUUGGUUUGUCAGCUCCGAGAUUUCGGGUUGAUCAAGUGCGAGACUCACUAGGCAAUGCCGUUUUCCCAGGUAUGUCAUACUACAUCGUCCCCUACGAUCAACCCGGUGGUGGAAUCAAACUCGACAAUCUAGGACAAGCAUAUGAAUGCCCAGUUACUUUUCUGCAAGACUAUACCAGAAAAUUCCGUGGCGUGGCUCUGCAAUUCAAAGUACAUGGAAUAACUAUUGGUCCUGGCCUCAUCUUUACUGGUAGUGGUAGCCCACUGUUAGUGAAGGUAACGCAGGGUCAAAAGCCUUUUUGUGCUUCAUCAGACGAAGUGGUGAUGUAUUUGUCCAAGAAAAUUAACAAGAUAUGUCUGGGUAUUGGAGGUCCAGAAGAUCAUUAUUAUUCGCCUACGUUUAAUGGCAGGUUUCACUUUGAGCAACCUGAUAUACCUUAUGCAUACUAUCUUGUGUUCUGCCAUUCUGACGCACCAGAGAAUUGUACCGCCCUUGGGAGGUUUGAUAAUCACGAGGGUGGAAGUCGUUUGGUUUUCGCUGACAAUGAUACCAAACCCAUCAAAUUUUUGUUGGUUAAUACUCUAGACAAACCCCCUCCCACCAAUGUAAAGAAUUAACAAGUAAAAUAAUGUUUAAUUAUGAUUUCUUGUUUUCUCAA
This is a messenger RNA of Cajanus cajan (pigeon pea), 738 nucleotides long. Its product is annotated as subtilisin inhibitor CLSI-II. NCBI's taxonomy places the organism in Eukaryota, Viridiplantae, Streptophyta, Magnoliopsida, Fabales, Fabaceae. Gene Ontology annotation, molecular function: endopeptidase inhibitor activity. The record is from RefSeq and is a predicted model, not a curated record.